AUGGACGCUAUGACCGCAGAGCGAAGCUAUAAAAGCUCUUUCCGCUCGAGGCUGUUUUGCUGCCACAGUGUCAGUCUGCUGUCCACUCCUCCACUCUCAGCCAUGCUUCGCGAUCGCUCUUUCAACUCGACGGACACCGGGAUCAUGUCUUGCCCGCACAAGUUUUGUGGACAAGCAUUGCUCAACGUUCAGGACCUUCACAUGCAUCUCGCGGUGGCGCACCAACAGCCUCUUCCAGCAGCACCAGCUCGACUGGAAAAACCGAGCUUUACUUGUCAAGAACAACGCUGCACGUUUUCGACGACUGGACAGGCAGCGAUGACGAGACAUUAUCGCGAGCAUCACAAGAUGGAGCCACCUUACUUGAGAGGCCCCGGCUUCGACAAGUGGGCCGCGAGAGAUAAGGCGUCUCUAGGAAAUGGCAUUCCAGCAUCAGCCAGCGCCACACGAAGGAGAAAUGGCACACCGCAUUUUGCGUCGGUGUAUCCAAAUCCAAGCCCCCCACCUUCGACCAUCCAGCAACCAUCCCAUCUGGCUUACAACCCUGUUGUUGCUACUGCCACCAGCAACCUUAUGCGGAAUAUGGCGAAUGCCUAUGCGAUCGUGCAGGCAAAGUCAGCUGCCAACACACCUGUCGGUUCUCCUCGACCCCAGACACGUUCAAGUUCUUCAUCAUCUAGCUCACAUGAGAAUGGGCACUCGAGUGGCUACCAGCGCGAAGCGACUCCCAUUCCGUCCCACCCAAGUUCCUUUAUUGGGCAGUCAUGUCCCCCGUCCGGGCCGCACCUCUCCGGGUGUCCAGGGUCGCCCAUUGCUGCCCAUCUCCCGCCUAUCCUGGAGUUGGACCCGUCUGUCGAAUGGGUGAGCUGGUUUGACGAAUCAGAUAGUAUUGGGCUGGACUGGUCAGCUAUCGCGACGGGUGAGAGGCCGUAUUGCGAGCGGGCAAUGGCUGCCCAUUCCGUCGUGUUUCUGCCGCAAGAUGCUAAUGGGUGGGCGGAGGGUGAUUGCGUUUGGCCUAUCAACUAUAGUAGUUGA
Messenger RNA from Mycena indigotica, 1035 nucleotides. RefSeq lists its product as uncharacterized. Bases 1 to 1035 code for a protein of 344 amino acids. Lineage: Eukaryota; Fungi; Basidiomycota; Agaricomycetes; Agaricales; Mycenaceae. The record is from RefSeq and is a predicted model, not a curated record. The transcript has a single exon.